This is a messenger RNA of Aspergillus calidoustus, 642 nucleotides long. The record is from the annotation of a GenBank genome assembly. NCBI's taxonomy places the organism in Eukaryota, Fungi, Ascomycota, Eurotiomycetes, Eurotiales, Aspergillaceae.
AUGGCCAACACCGAAUUCGGGAACCUGAUGGGGGAUAUCAUCGCUUCCCUCAGGGACGCCCAGUCCAACUACAGCAAACUAAGGGGAGACGACCAAUUCCCGAAAGCCUUCCACGGAGCCGGUCGAGAGCUCGAACACGUUCAUCAUACCCUUGAAAGCAUUCAAUCGCAUGGCACUUCCGACGACCGGACGGUGAUAUCUGAAAACAGUGUUCGAGCCCUCCAAGCAUGCAAUGCCAAGGCGAAACUCUCUGCGGUGACCUACGCGGAAACCGCGCGGAGACACGGUAGCCAGCGGCUCGAAGCCUACUGGUCGACUGUAAGUCAGAAUGGUGAUGGUAGCACCGUCGAAGCGCUGGUCAUGGGGAUGGUGCGCGACCUGCAAACUCUCGCCAACGUCGCCAAAGUCCAAGCAACCAUAAGAGACUCGAUUCAAAGACUGCACGACGGUGUCUCCCACAGGCUUUCUACCUUAGGAUCCUCAGCGCCGAAUACCCAGCCGCGCAACGUCUAUAAUAAUAACUACGGUCACGGGGCCCAAAACAAUGUUUCGGGAGGUGUACAGAACAAUCUCACAGGGAGAGGGAACCAGUUUUCGGGGGUGACUUUCAGUGGGCCUGUCGACUUCGGAAGAACCGAGUGA